Magnusiomyces paraingens is the source of this 3228-nucleotide messenger RNA. RefSeq lists its product as uncharacterized. The transcript is spliced from 2 exons. The record is from RefSeq and is a predicted model, not a curated record. Gene Ontology annotation, cellular component: Rpd3S complex. Lineage: Eukaryota; Fungi; Ascomycota; Dipodascomycetes; Dipodascales; Dipodascaceae. Bases 1 to 3228 code for a protein of 1075 amino acids. Gene Ontology annotation, biological process: regulation of transcription by RNA polymerase II.
AUGGAUAGAGAAAACUUAGCAUCUGCAUCAGAAUCUAUGAUAAUCCCUUCUUCUAUUCCUGGUUCAGCUUCUUCUACUUUUAGACCCAUUUUACCAUCCCCCCCAAACUCAUCAACAUCAACAUCAACAUCAACAUCAACAUCAUCAUCAUCAUCAUCAUCAUCAUCGUCAAAAUCAACAUCAUCUUCAUCUGGAAUUCAAAAACCUUCUUCUUCUUCUUCUUCGUCGUCUUCUUCUUCUUCUUCUAAUCGCAACAUGCGUCACCAUAACACUGUUUUCCUUUCUUAUGACGACCUUCCGGAUCUUUGGAUGGAGCCCGAAAUUGCACAGCUUACUCCUUCUUCCACCGGCUACCCUCUUGACGCGCCCCCGCCUCAAAAACUCUUACCCAAGAUUAAAAAACCAAACGCCCAUCAACGUGGCAAAAAACAACAAGGAUCCGGACCCAAUGGCUCUUCUUCAAAUGGCAUUGCCUUGAAUCAAAUCUCAAAUGCCUCUUCUUCUUCCUCAACCGCUGUUGCUGCUGCUACUACUACUACUACUACUACUAUUACUGCUGCUGCUGACAAGGCUGCCCCAUUCAAAUCUUUUGCUUUGCCCCCAACAGCUCUCAACAAUUCAAUAGCAAGCACUGAUUUAAACAACUCAGGAGAUCCUGAAUCGGAAAACUUGGAAUUGUAUGAAUAUCAACAAUAUAUCCCCUUUUCUUUAAAGGUUGGUGUCGAAAACUCUUCUUCUUCCUGGUCUUCUUCUGAGCCUAAUAAUUCCAAUACAACAACUAAUACAAAUUCACAACCGCCACCCAAAUCAGGUCCUGCAGGCUUAGAUCUGACUCCACCACCAGUCAGCACUUCACCAACACCCUCAACCAAUAAUCAGGAGAAUAAUGUGCAACCUCCUCCUCCUUCUUCUUCUUCUUCUUCUUCUUCUUCUUCUUCUUCUUCUUCUUCUACUUCUUCAAAUUUGCAGUCAAAUGAUGUUGAAUCUUCGCCACCUUCUGAACCAAAAUCUCCCUCAAAUUUGUACAAAAAUUACAUUUCAUCUAGAAGAUCAAAACUCAUUGUCAAGCUCAAAACAAACUUUACUGAAAGCCUCACAAAUGGUAGUUUUGUCAGAAGCUCUGCAAAAUCAGAUCCCAUUGCUUCAAAAUAUAAUAAAAAGAAGACUAUGUCUGCACAAGAUCUUGAGGAUAAUGAAAAUAACAAUAAAACCAAAUCACAAACAACAACAUCUACAUCCAGAAAUAAAGAUCAAAAUAUCAACAAUGAUUACUUUGAACCCUCACAAACAAGCCCCAAUCUCAGCCACGAUAAUCACGAAAGUACCAGCAACAACAAUAACAACAACAUCAUAAACAACAAUCAGCUGACUAAUAAUGAUGAUAAUAAUAAUAACAAUACCACCACGACCAAUAAUCCAGAUCUUAUUAAUGCAAACAAUGCUGAUGAUUCUGCAGAUUCACAUUUACCUACAGGAACACCCCCGCCAGGUUCAUCUCUUGAAGAUGGCAGUGGCAUUCAUCAUACCCAUUCAGAUGUUGAUUUAACUUUGUUAUCUUCUCCAUUAAAACGACAGGCCGAAGAUAUUCUCAAGGGGAAACGUCCAAAUAAACGAAGAAAGAAUGCAGGCGAUGAAAGAAUGACUCCAGAUCAUCCUACAUCCAUCCACACAAGAACUCGCCAACAUCAUGAGGUUGAUGAGGCUGCUGCAAAUGAUGACUUUUGUGCAACUUGCCAUGGUGCUGGCCGUUUUCUGUGCUGUGAAGGGUGCCCCAAAUCUUUCCACUUUAGCUGUGUUGACCCACCAUUGGACGAAAGCAUGCUUCCAGAAGGUGCAUGGUUUUGCAAGGAAUGCGUAGCCAAACAAAACCCACCAAGACAAUACAAACGCGGCUUGUUUUCCCAACUUUUAUACCAGCUAGACAGACGCAACCCAAUCCAGUUUGUCUUGCCAAAGAAAAUUCGCUCCCGAUUUGAGGGGGUCUCCUCAAAUGAACUCGGAGAAUACAUGGAUUCUGACACUAAAGUCUUUAAAGGUACCCGUUCAGGCUUUGUUGAGGAAGACCCAUAUCGCCUUACUGACAAGAAUGGUAACCCUAUUUUCUGCUACAAGUGCAAAAAAUCAUCUUUAACUGGAGGCCCCAUUGCGCGCUGCGAUUAUUGCUCUCUCAACUGGCAUCUUGAUUGCUUGAAUCCACCUCUCCCCACAGUCAAAACCAUUGGCACAAAAUGGAAAUGCCCCAACCAUGCAGAUCACGCCUAUAAAAAGCGACGGAAACCCAAAACAGCCAAAAUCCUGGAUACCGCUCUCCGUCGCGGCUUCAAAAAUGACGGCAACAUUGACGUCCUCAACUCUUCGGAUGAAGAGCUUAAUGAGCAAUUUGCGCGUAGCGUACCUCUAAAUGACUAUUAUGAUACCCCCACGGGUAUUUCUGCUCCUGUGCCAAACUCUAUUUUGAAGCCUAUUACUCAAAAUGGUGUCGUGUAUCGCAUCCCAGAACGUGGUGUCAAACUUGACUUUAUUCAAGCUGUUCAUGAGCGCAACGCAGAGCCUUACCAAGAUACUCACAAUUCCGACAUUUUAUUGGCUCUUGACGAGCUUGCGACGCGUGAAAACAAUGUCCGAGAGGGAGUCCGUAACCUGUGCUACUUGCAGGCCAAGGAUAGCCCAGAUGAGGCAACAGCCACGGCGCGCAAGCAGCUUGAGAUUUUGAUUGAUGCUGCGCUUGGUAACUCUGAUGAUCUGGGCGAACUUCUUGUCAAAGAUGCACCAUCUCAUGGGAAUGGGAAUUUGCACAGUGGUGGUAGUGGUGGUGGCAGUAGUAAUAAUGGUGGCGGCUCAUUAUCAGGCUCCAUGUUACGUAAGGCUACUACUGGAUCUCGGCGUGCGUCUCAAAUUGCAAACAAUAAGAUUCACGCAGCAGCUGAAGAAGGUCGCUAUAAUACCCGACGCACAGGGUCUAGCUUGCGCAAUGAGAUUUCUGCUAGUCCAGAACCAACAGCAAGUCGUGUUUCUUCGAGAUUGAGAUCUGGUGGAUCUUCUUCUUCAAACAAUGAUGGCAGUAAUAAUAGUGGUGGCAACAACAGUGCUGGCUACGACUUUUCUGUGACUUUGGACGGAUAUAUGUCUCCAGAAGAACGAACCCAUUUGAUUGCCAUUCAAAAACUGUUGAAACUCAAGGGGAAGGAUGCUCUUAUGGAUUUUUUGUUACCAAGAGCUGAUUUGUAA